Messenger RNA from Equus caballus (horse), 4155 nucleotides. RefSeq names its product PDZ domain containing 4 (gene PDZD4). The record is from RefSeq and is a predicted model, not a curated record. Gene Ontology annotation, molecular function: protein binding. Lineage: Eukaryota; Metazoa; Chordata; Mammalia; Perissodactyla; Equidae.
CGGGCCGGAGAGCGGGCGCCCGGAGCGCCGGGAGCGUGUCCGCGCGAGGCGGGAGCGCGGGCGCCGACCUGGCCGCGGGCGGGAGCCGCCGUCGCGCCGCCGUCCCCCAGUCGGCGGGCCAGGCCGCGGCGCGGAGCGCGAGGGCCGGGCUCCCCGGGCCUGCGGCCAUGGGCGGGAGCCGGAGGCGGCAGCCGCAGCGGCGGGCCCCGCAGGCGGGGAGGCGCGCGGCCCACGGCCCCUGACGGCCUCCAGCGGUCCGGCGCGCCCCCGCGUCUCCUGGGGGGACCGUAGCCAAGCAACGCCCGGCACGCCCGCCCAUCCCCCGCCGCCCUUUUUCUCCUGGCCGGGUGCGAGGGAGCAUGCCCACGCCUGGCCUCAGCCAGCUAAGAGUUAACCCCAGGGGCGUGGAGCUGCCUCCCCCUUGGGGGCGUGUCCCCCUUCCCGCUAGGCGGCCUGCCCCCCCGCGCUAGGGUAUGGCCCCCGGCCCCAACCCGGGGCCCGAGGUCCCGCGCACGGGUCAGUGAAAGGCGUUUUCCCGUUCCCGCCCUCCUUCUCUCACCGGCCAGCACCAUGGGAUGUAAUAUGUGCGUGGUCCAGAAACCGGAGGAGCAGUACAAAGUGAUGCUUCAGGUGAACGGGAAGGAGCUCUCCAAGCUGUCUCAAGAGCAAACCCUGGAGGCCCUGCGCUCCUCCAAGGAGCCCCUGGUGAUCCAGGUGCUGAGACGCAGCCCCCGCCUCCGGGGGGACAGCUCCUGCCAUGACCUGCAGCUGGUGGAUAGUGGCACUCAGACCGACAUCACCUUCGAGCAUAUCAUGGCGCUGGGCAAGCUGCGCCCGCCCACCCCGCCCAUGGUCAUCCUGGAGCCGUACGUCCUGUCUGAGCUCCCCCCCAUCAGCCAUGAGUACUAUGACCCGGCGGAGUUCAUGGAGGGCGGCCCGCAGGAGGCAGACCGUAUGGAAGAGCUGGAGUAUGAGGAGGUGGAGCUGUAUAAAACCAGCCACCGGGAUAAGCUGGGCCUGAUGGUCUGCUACCGCACAGAUGAUGAGGAGGACCUGGGCAUCUACGUUGGAGAGGUGAAUCCCAACAGCAUUGCAGCCAAAGAUGGCCGGAUCCGGGAGGGAGACCGCAUCAUCCAGAUAAACGGUGUGGACGUCCAGAACCGGGAAGAGGCAGUGGCUAUCCUGAGCCAGGAGGAGAACACCAACAUCUCCCUUCUGGUGGCUCGGCCUGAGAGCCAGCUGGCAAAGCGGUGGAAGGACAGCGACCGGGACGACUUGCUGGAUGACUUUGGCUCUGAGCAUGAGGGGGAUCUGCGUCCGAGGAAGCCAAAAUCCCCCCCUGCCCAGCAGCUUGGGGACGAAGAGGAGAAAGGGGCCCCUGAUGUGGGCCCAGGCCUGAGCAACAGCCAGGAGCUGGACAGUGGGGUGGGCCGGACCGACGAGAGCACCCGCAACGAGGAGAGCUCUGAGCACGACCUGCUGGGGGACGAGCCCCUGAGUGCCACCAACACACCUGGGACCCUGCGCAAGUUUGGCCUGCAAGGGGACGCCCUGCAGAGCCACGACUUCCACUUCAGCAUGGACUCCCUGCUGGCUGAGGGGGCGGGGCUGGGGGGGGUUGACCUCCCAGGCCUCACCGAUGAGGAAUAUGAGCGCUACCGCGAGCUGCUGGAGAUCAAGUGCCACCUGGAGAAUGGCAACCAGCUGGGCCUCCUCUUUCCCCGGGCCGCCAGCAGCAACAGUGGCCUGGAUGUCAAUCGCAACGAGAGCCUGGGCCAUGAGAUGGCCAUGCUGGAGGAGGAGCUGCGGCACCUGGAGUUCAAGUGUCGCAACAUCCUGCGGGCGCAGAAGAUGCAGCAGCUGCGGGAGCGCUGCAUGAAGGCCUGGUUGCUGGAGGAGGAGAGCCUCUAUGACCUGGGGGCCGGCGAGCCCAAGAAGCAUGAGCUGUCUGACAUCUCUGAGCUGCCUGAGAAGUCGGACAAGGACAGCACCAGCGCCUACAACACGGGUGAGAGCUGCCGCAGCACCCCACUGCUUGCAGAGCCCCUGCAGGAGAGCCCCCUGAGGCGGGCUGCUGCUGGCAACUCCAACUUGAACCGGACCCCCUCCGGCCCCCCUGUCGCCACCCACCCCAAGGCCGCUCCUCCACAGGGGAGCCCCUCCAAGUUCCGGUCCCUAUCCCGGGAUCCUGAGGUGGGCCGGAGACAGCACUCGGAGGAACGAGUCCGCCGCAGCCCCAAGACAGGGGUGACCCUGGAGUGCAUGGGCCCUGAAGGCAGCCCCUACCUCUCGCGGCGCCACCGUGGUCAGGGCCAGGAGAGCGAGCACUACCAUAGCUGUGUGCAGCUGGCCCCGCCGCGCGGCCUGGAGGAGCUGGGCCACAGCCCCUUGAGUUUGGCUAGCAGUCCUCGGGUAGGCGGGGCGGCGGUGGCCACGGAAGCGCCACGCAUGGAGUGGAAGGUCAAGGUGCGCAGUGAUGGGACCCGCUAUGUGGCUAAGCGGCCAGUGCGCGAUCGCCUCCUAAAAGCCCGGGCCCUGAAGAUCCGGGAGGAGCGCAGCGGCAUGACCACCGACGAUGAUGCAGUGAGCGAGAUGAAGAUGGGCCGGUACUGGAGCAAGGAGGAACGGAAGCAGCACCUGAUCCGGGCCCGAGAGCAGCGGAAGCGACGUGAGUUUAUGAUGCAGAGCAGGCUGGAGUGCCUGAGGGAGCAGCAGAAUGGCGACAGUAAGGCGGAGCUCAACAUCAUCGCCUUGAGCCACCGCAAGACCAUGAAGAAGAGGAACAAGAAGAUCCUAGACAACUGGAUCACUAUCCAGGAGAUGCUGGCCCAUGGCACACGCUCAGCCGACGGCAAGCGGGUCUACAACCCGCUGCUCUCGGUCACCACAGUCUGAGCUGCCCAGAUGGGAGCCCAGCUGCGCUCCAGGGCGGGCCCUCUGCCUCGGCCCAAGUCCAGUGAGUCUCCUGGGACCCCAUCCCGUCCCUACUCUCCCUUAGAAUCUAGUGUGUGUCUGUGUGUGCCACACCUAUCUUUAUGUGUGUGCACAGGACUCUGUUAUCAGAGAGAAGCCCUGAGAAGGGACACUUCUCUGCAUCACCUACUUUCUUCUCCCCAAGUACAGAGACUAUGUCGACCACUGGCAUUGGGGACAGACCUGUGAUGGAUAUCCCUUCCGCUGUGUGCAUGUGUGUGUGCGACAUGGAGCUCAGGCACCUGCGCACGCAUGCGCGUGCAUACCCCUCCAGAGCUCUCUCUGCGUGGGUACUUGGGGGCGGGGAAGUUGAGCUGACAAGGAGAGGUGAGAGGACUGUUGUAAGCACGAGAACGUCUGGCUUCAACCUGAGCACAGCCUCUCUCCCUGCUGGCAGCCUCUGUUGUUUAUAGACAAAGGCAACCCUGAUUUUUGUGGUUUUUCUCCCUUUCUGUGCUUGCCAGUUGUCGUUUUUCUGUUUUGUGGACCUGCUCUAGGGGCUGGCAGCUCCUUCAGGUAACCUGACAAGGUGGAAUCCCAAGUGAUGGCUGGGAAGGAGGUGGGGGGGAGGAAAAACGGGAGGGCUGGGGGGGGAAGGGAUGGGGUGGGAAAGAAGGGAAGAAUAGGAAGCAGCUUUCUGCUAGCCUCCACUCUGAGAUGUGUGGACUGGAAGCCUCUGAUGUGGCUUGUGAGGAUUGCCCUGGGAGCCACCUGCUUCCCCAGUGACUGAGGGAUAUCCGAGGCUGCGGGGACUGAGGGGGCAGUGUCCAUCCAAGAAGAAAUCGCCAAGCCCGGGGCUGUGCCUCAUGCUGUCAGGAGUGCAGCGUCUCUUCUGUGUGGGCUUGAGGGGUGCGCUUAGACAGUGAGGGGUCCAGAAGCCAAGCCCCAUGAGUAGCAGCAGAAGACCUUGGCAACAAGACCCACAUGGAGCUGAGGGAGGGGCCCGGACCCAAGUGAAAGGCUUGCCCGGCCAGCUGGGCUGACUGGGAAGAAGAUGCCCGGCACCCCACUUUGCAAGUGUGGACUGGGCAGCCCUCAGGGACCUGUGCAUUUUAGUGAGAGCUGGCCUCAGGCCCCCUGGGCUCUCCAGCUCAGAGAGCCUCAGAUCGGAGGCAGACAGGCUGCCCGCCCCUGUCCCCCAUCGGCAUCAUGUGAAUAAAGCAAGCUGCCUUUUUACUGUGA